This is a messenger RNA of Paramecium tetraurelia, 792 nucleotides long. RefSeq lists its product as uncharacterized. Lineage: Eukaryota; Ciliophora; Oligohymenophorea; Peniculida; Parameciidae. The transcript is spliced from 2 exons. The annotation marks the transcript as partial. The record is from RefSeq and is a predicted model, not a curated record.
AUGGGAACUCAACAUUCUUCACCAAUAAAUUUUGCCUGUGUGUCCUGUUAAUCGAACGAUAAUGAAUUUGCUGUAAUAUAAACUAUCAUCUAAUAGAGCAUUGAUUGGAAAAAACAACUACAAAGGGAAUGCGAAUCAAUAAAAGAUCGGUGCAAAUGGGCAAAAUAUUUUUUAUCACAAGUUUAUGGUGGAUUAAAAUCCUAACCAAUUGAAGGGUAUAUAAUCUAAUUUUAAUCAGCCAAUCAAUAGUACAAGAGCUAGUUUCUAAAAAAUUCGCGAAAGAGUUAAAGUUAUUCUAGUAAUCCAAAUUUAUCAAUUAAGCAGAGUUCAGAAUCAUCUAUCAAGCAACUUAUUUUAAACACAGAUUUAACUAUACAAUAACUAGAAAUUCAGACCAAUACAAUUCUGAAUAAAUAAGAAGCAUCUGUGUCUUUAUAAAUAAUUGAGAAAAAAAAAAUUAGUGAAAGCUUUGAUAAGGAAGACGAAUUGUUAAUGUCUCAACUAUUAUAUUAUGUGGAUAUGAUUAAAUUGUUGAAGCAACAGAUAAGCAAUCAGGAUCAUUAACUUAAUGUGAUUCUACAUUUUUUUAUAGAUUCAUUUAAAAGAUAGUACAAUAUGGAUCGUUGUUCGAAGCAAUUAGAUCAUGCUGUUACAGACCUAAAAGAAUUUUCAAAAGUGUUUCAAUCUUGCAUUUAAAAUUACUAUUCAAUUGAAAAGUCGUAAAUGUCUGCAGGGCCUGUGACUGAUCUAUUUAAUAGAGAAACUAUGUUGACAGCAAUUUAUUCAAUGCUA